AUGUCUUCCAGACUGAUGAAUGCAUCCAGCUCUGUGAGCCACUUCAUCCUCCUGGGCUUUCCCUCAAGCCAAGAAAUGCAGCUCCUCUACUUCGGGCUCUUCUCCGUAGCCUACAUGCUGACCCUGAUGGGGAACGCAGCCAUUGUCUGCGCUGUGCAGUGGGACCAGCGUCUUCACACACCUAUGUACAUAUUCUUAGGGAAUUUCUCUUUUAUAGAAAUAUGUUAUGUCACCACAACCGUCCCUAACAUGUUGACCAACUUCCUCUCCACAAGCAAAUCCAUCUCCUUUGUUAGUUGCUUUGCACAGUUCUACUUCUACUUUUCUCUUGGGUGUGAUGAGGGUUUUUACCUUUGUAUCAUGGCCUUUGACAGGUAUCUUGCCAUCUGCCGUCCUCUAUAUUAUCCACGCAUCAUGACUAAAGACCUAUACACUGGCCUGGCCAUCUUUGGAUGGUCUUGUGGAUUUAUCCUCUUCCUAACGCCAGUUGUUCUCAUUUCACAAUUGCCUUAUUGUGGCCCAAAUAUCAUCAACCAUUUUGUGUGUGAUCCUGUCCCACUGAUGAUGCUGUCCUGUUCUGAAGACACCACCACACAGCUCAUUUACUCUACUUUCAAUGCCAUCUUCAUGAUUGGCACUUUUCUCUUUGUCCUUUGUUCUUAUUUUCUGGUGAUUCUGGCUGUGCUACGGAUGCCCUCAGCAGCCAGCAAACACAAGGCUUUCUCCACUUGUGCUUCUCAUCUGGCUGUGGUGAUCCUGUUUUUUGGCUCCGUUAUGGUGAUGUAUGUGAACCCUGGAUCAGGACACCCAGUGAAAAUGCAAAAAAUUGUUACCUUGUUUUAUUCUGUGAUAACACCUCUGUGUAAUCCUCUAAUAUACAGCCUCAGAAACAAGGAGAUGUUGGCUGCUCUGAGGAAAAUCUUUAAGAGAAGAAAAACGUGGAACAAAACUCAAAAGGCAAUGGAGAAGCUUAAU
This is a messenger RNA of Orycteropus afer afer, 975 nucleotides long. RefSeq names its product olfactory receptor 11G2-like. Gene Ontology annotation, biological process: G protein-coupled receptor signaling pathway. Lineage: Eukaryota; Metazoa; Chordata; Mammalia; Tubulidentata; Orycteropodidae. Gene Ontology annotation, molecular function: olfactory receptor activity; G protein-coupled receptor activity. The record is from RefSeq and is a predicted model, not a curated record. Gene Ontology annotation, cellular component: membrane.